Penicillium waksmanii is the source of this 744-nucleotide messenger RNA. RefSeq lists its product as uncharacterized. The record is from RefSeq and is a predicted model, not a curated record. The transcript has 2 exons. Bases 1 to 744 code for a protein of 247 amino acids. NCBI's taxonomy places the organism in Eukaryota, Fungi, Ascomycota, Eurotiomycetes, Eurotiales, Aspergillaceae.
AUGGCAUGCGAUCUUGAAACGGCUCGAAUUACUUCGUUGCCCGGGGAGGCUUUCUACAUCGCGGAUUUCAUCUCGGAGGAUGAAGAGGAGUACCUACUACAGAAGGUAGCAUCAGCACCACUGCCACGCUGGACUCAUCUAUCACACCGCCGACUUCAAACCUGGCCAUCGGCCCUCACAAAAUCAAAUACCCUAUUGGAAUCAGACCUGCCCCCGUGGAUGAAAUCCCCCAUCAUCGAGCCGAGAUUCAACGCACUGGGUAUCUUCAAGAGUGCUCCACACGGCGCACCAAACCAUGUACUCAUCAAUGAAUACCAUCCAGGCCAGGGCAUCAUGCCGCACGAGGACGGGGCAGCUUACCACCCGCUCGUGGCAACAGUGAGCCUGGGAGCGCCGAUUGUGCUGGAUAUCUACGAGAAGAACGUGGACGUGAAGCACCAAGGCGGAGAACGUGAACGUGACCACGCGCAUAGCAGAAAGCCACAGUUCCGCAUUCUACAGGAGAGGCGAAGUUUACUCAUCACGAGAGAUCUGCUGUACACGGAGUUCUUGCAUGGCAUUGCAGAAACGAGCAGGGAUGAGGACUUGGGGCCUCAUUCCGUUUGUAACUGGGAUCUUUUGCGGGAGAAGGAUGUGUUUUUGAUCGGUGGGUAUGAUCGGCAGACAAGGACUAGUCUCACCUAUCGGGAUGUGUUGAAGGUUGCGAAGAUGGGGAAUACGUUGAAGUUUCUGGGUGGGAAAUGA